Molecule: messenger RNA, 8028 nt
Organism: Venturia canescens
Lineage: Eukaryota; Metazoa; Arthropoda; Insecta; Hymenoptera; Ichneumonidae
Gene: drn
Product: doctor no
Exons: 4
Coding region: 1792-2397 (201 amino acids)
Molecular function (GO): DNA binding; zinc ion binding
Source: RefSeq, a predicted model, not a curated record
GACGGAGGUGGUGGUUGUGCGGUGUUCGGUGUUAUUUCCUCGAUCUAUCGCGCAUCGUGAAAACAUUCGGCUCGCAACUAGAGCUCUCCCGUUCGGUUAUAUCUCUUUCUCGGGGCUCGUGUUCCUCCACCGCUGGUUCACUUGCUCGGCGGCGAGAGGGAGAGGAAUAGAGAUAGCAGAGAGAGUGAGUGGGAGACAGAAAAGAGACUGGGUUAGAGGGAGAGAGAGGCUCCCUUCGGACCACCAGGAGAGAAGUGUAAUAUUGAACGCCCGAGCGCGGAGAGGACGGUGGGUCGUGUGUGGUGCGUGGUUGUUCGCGGGCGGUGCGGUUGUAAGAUACACAGCCAGAAAGAAAGAAAGGGAAAGAAAAAGAGAGGAGAAAGACGGAACGAAGGAGAGAGAGAGAGAGAGAGAAGAAAACCGUGAGAUCUUCGCGUCGACGACACACGCACGCACGCUUUAAAUUCAUCAUCAAAGCUCUCUCUCCCUCAUACUAAACCCUGUCCACAGUUUUUGCUUCGUUCACCUUCAUCCUGCCUGAAAAUCGUCGACGAACAACCAAACACGUAGAACUCUGGAUUACUAGAUAAAUAAAAAAUCAUCGUGCAUCCGUGUGUAUGUGUCGAGUGAUUGCGUUUACGCGUGUGAGUCGAAUCGUAAGCGUAUGAUAGAGGGAGAGAGAGAGAGACGAAGUAAUUCCGACUGAUACCGAGCUUCGUCCUCCUUAUUCCGUCAUUUCUCUUUUUUUUCCUCUCUCUCUCUCUUUGUUUUUUGUCCUCUCUUGAAAACGCUAUUAAAUAAAAAAGAAACGCGAGAAUAUCGAAAAGUGGCGUGUGUGUCUCUGUGUGUGAUAUUUGACGGAGGGUGGACAAGAGUCGAACCUCGAGCCAAGCUGGCCCGUUUCAACGCGAGUUGAAGUGAACUCUCGAGGCCGCGAACGUAGUGAAUUCUCGGGAUUAUCCCCAGGCUAAAACAGGGAACCCGAACGAUUGCGACACGUUUGACGUCACUAGUGAUAAUAAUUAGGAGGAAAAGGAGAAAAAAUAUUCAGUUUUCGAUGACGCGGAAGUGUCAAAAAUUCGCGAGUGAUUAAACUUGUGAACAUUUCUUGUGUUCUUUUUCUUUUUCUUUUUUCGUCCUCUGUUCGUCUCUCUUCUUCGGAGAAAAACACGCCGCGUACGGCAUUUCCCGUUACUCCAAGUGCCACUUCGACUUGCAACCUCUUUCUCUCUCUCGCUACGACACCCGAAAUAUUAUUACGCCCUCCAACUCAUUUCUAUUAUCGCUUCGAUACGAUAAAGGUCAAAAUAAAGAUUUUGAAGUGCCGGAAAGAAGGAAUAACACACAGGGGAACGGGACACUAAAUAUAUAUAUCUACUGAGCGCCACCGCUGCCGCGCAACCUCGGGGCCCCUAUACACUUCUUAAAUGCCUUUGAGACACUCUUACUACUCCAUGUUGUGCAUCGGUUGUUGCAACACGAUUGCGUGCUCGAAAGUGAAUCUGUGGUGACGGCUGGUUGCAGAGGAGCAAUUGGUAAGAGCGCUGCAACUGCAGCGUAAAGAAUUGGAUCCACUGAUCCUUCGAACGGAGCGGUCUGCAAUUUUGAACUGUUUGGACGGAGCAGUACAUAAGAAAAGAGAAAGCAACCACAUAGGAUAAUAUUAUAGAGCAUAUAAUAAUUAAUCCAUUCGAAGAGAAAGGAAAGUGUGACAAAGUCCUGCGGCUUCGAGAAACUAAGCGAAGAAGCUAAGAUUCAGGAACGAAGAUUAGUUUAAAAAAAAUCAUAAAAAUGGAACGCGAGUCCAAUCCCAUGCAAGCUCUGUGCCGGAGUGGUUGUGGGUUUUAUGGAUCACCAGCCACCGAUGGACUCUGCUCCCUCUGCUACAAAGAAAACCUCAAGAAGAAACAACAACCCCCCGUCUCCGCAGCAAGUGUAGCUUCCAGCCAAACCGUUGCCGGUAACGCUGCCACGUUGCAAAAUACCGCAUUCAGCAGUCCUGCAUCAACCGGCACAACUGCACAGCCUACCAUUCCCACCAUCCCUCAACCAACGACAGAUUUACCCAGUCCCAAAGAGGUGAGCAGGGACGAUCAGGAGGGUGAAGUUGGAGUGAGCGGAGGAGCAGCCGAGGGUUCAGUGAGCAGUGGGGAUGCCGACGACUGCUUUGAUGGUAAAGAGACUGAUAAGGAAUCCAAAAAGAAGAAAAAUCGCUGUGCCGUUUGUCGCAAGAAAGUCGGAUUAACAGGUUUCGAAUGCCGUUGCGGAGGAUUGUUUUGCUCGAUGCACCGAUACAGUGACAAGCAUGACUGCAAGUUCGAUUACAGAGAAAUGGGCGCCCAGGAGAUCCGGCGCAACAAUCCAGUUGUUGUUGGUGAAAAAGUGCAAAAAAUUUGAACUAUUUAGUGUGUAGUCGUUGGGAAAAUGGUUAUAUAACUAUAUAAACAAAAACAAAAUAUUACGAAAACAAAAAAAGUUAAAAAGUAAGGAAGAACGAAUGGGAGAGCGAGAGAGUGAGAUAGAAUGUGAAAGAACGCGUAAGAAACACAAUAGAAUGAAAAAGAAAGGAAACGGAAAAGGCUGGAGAGAGGGAAGAAGAAAGGAUGUCGAAAAUAAGCCAUAAAACGGAAUAAACAAUAAUAAUAAUUGAAAGAAACACGGAGAGAAACAUACGUGAGAAAUUAUCUGGCAGCUGAUUGCACAUCAAGGAAUAAGGAAUAAAUUUUUAAAAAUAAUUCAAAUCUAAAUAGGCAAGGAACAAAAGCAAAAACAAUUUUCGAUGAAUAAACUAAAUGAGAAAUUCGUUUGAAGGAACGACAUAAAGAAAUGCGUGGAAGUAUAUCUAAAUAAAUAAAUAAAUAUAUAUAUAUAUAUCUAUAUAUUUAUGUAUGUAUAUAUAUAUAUUAAAAAUGAAUAUAUAUAUACAUAUAUAUACGUAUAUGCGAGUGAAAGAUGGUGUGAUUGUGAAAAUGCGUUGUGGGCCGGGUGAGAAUGUUAAAACGUGCGUGUGUAGUGAUGGAAAAUGAUUAAAAAAAUAACAUAUGAAAUAAGAGAUGUUGAGGGAAAGCAAACUGGUAAACGUUUGGAUUUUUUCACGGAGCCUGAAGGGUGUGCGCAAAUAACGGAAGCGGGAGGGAGGGAAGGCGUUCAAGCGAGAGGGAGCGAGCAAGAACGAAUAUUUUGCCAAGUUUUUUCUUCUUUUUCGUUGUUGUUUUUCAUUUUUCCUCUUUUUGUGUGUAUUUCCACGAAGACCUGAAGUGCGAAUACGACCUCGAGUAAUAUUCUCGUUCGUAAGCUAGGUGCGAAGGUUCGAGCCGAUUUCGAGUUACACAUUUCGUUUCGUUUAUUCUUCUCUACUUCUUCGGUUCCUGGAUGCCAGUGCCAUGUCGUAUUGUCGAUCGAAAUCUGUUUUAUAAACGCGUGUGCGACCGAGUUUUUUCAAUAGAUCGGCCGAAGGAACGUCAAAGCAAAUGAGAAGAGAGUAAGAAAUGAAGAACCAAACUGAAAAAUCAUACGCCAGAAAAUGCUUCACGAGCGAACAAUAAAUAGGAAAAAAUUAUAUGCCCACACACACAUAUAUAUGUAAAUGUAUUGAUAAAUAUGAAUAUAUACACAUGUAUAUGUUUGUGUGCGCGUGUGUGUGUGCGAGAGGUGGUGUUAAGAGAGAAAAACGAGGAAAAAUGUAAUAUCUGGUUUACUAAUUGCUGCCAGCUUACUACUACUAUUACAUAUUAUUAUUAUUCUUGUCUUUAUUGAUUAUUACGUUUAUUAUUAUUAUUAUUAUUAUUAUUAUUAUUAUUAUUAUUAUUACAUUAUCUAUUAUAUAUAACGUUUAUUAGUUUACUUAAACGCAAAAGAAACAAAAAAAAACAAGAAUUCGCUGGUGUGAAAUCAACUGGUAAACGAGAAACGAGCUAGACAAAAUAUCGUACGAGUGUGAAGGCUGGUGGGAGGAGAAAAAAAAGAAGAAAUGAAAAUUUUAUUUCUGCGUGUUGGAGAAGAAUCGAUGAAACAAAAUGAGAGGGGUUUUGAAGAGAAAGAGAAAAAAGCGAGAGAGAGAGAGAGAGCCACACGUAUCUAUUACAUUUAAGUAGACGCGAAAUUCCUGGUGCAGUCAGUCAGUCAGUCAAGUCCGCGUGCGUGGACGCUCGCGUGUCAAUUGAUCGCGCGCGUCAAACGCCCGAUUUUUAAUAAUUAUACGUAGAUAUGAAUAAUGGAAAACGGAUAAUGAGAAGAUCGUAUGAGUACAUGAAAACAAACAAAAAAUGAAAAUAAAUAAUAAAAACGAAGCGGGAAAAAUAAAAAAAUAAAUAAUCGAAUCGAGGAAAGGUAACGAACGAUAUCUUCGUCGCGAAAGAAAGAAAAACACGUCGAACGUGAAUCCGGAAACCGAUGUAACCGUCAAGCAAAAGCUUCUACGAGUGCAUCCUACCACGAAAAAGCAACAAAAAAUAUUGAAUAUAAAAACAACGAGAGCUGGAAAAAUUAUUUAGAAAAAAAAAUGGAACGAUAGGUCAAUACGAUCGAACGCGUUAAACGACCUUUUUUUUUCUUCUCCGUUUGUUUUUUUGUUUUUAUUUCUUUUUUUUCUCUCUCUCCUUUCGUUUCGUUAUAAGUACAUAUUGAUGUGUCUAUCGAACAAGCAAAGGAGAAAGAGAAUUUAGGAUGGACACAUUAUAGAUUGUUUAUCAAAAAUACCCUCGAAACACGACGGACAGACAAACAGACACAUACGAGCGGCCGAAGGUGGAAAUCAUUGAAAUUCAUUAGAAAAAUUAAAAAAAAAAAAAAAAUACAGAAAAAUAAUUCAUGAAGAAAUAACAAACAAAUAAAAAAAAACAGAAAACACGAUGAGUGCGUUGUUCAAGCGUUGAUGACUGACAUUGAUGGGUGAUCACAAUUCUAGGUUUAACAUUGCGAACGUAGUAGUCUAAUAAUUAUUAAGUAUAUUAGCCGAUUUGAUUCAUAAAUAAUGCAAUGGAAGUAUAAAUGCAAAAAAAACGAAAAAAACGAAAAAAAAACCAAACAAACUUAGUACUGUGUGUUUAUGUCCAAUCUCACGAGGUGUAACGUUUAUUAUUAAUUUUAUUAUUAUUAUUAUUGUUGCUAUUAUUACGAUUAUGCUGGAAAGAAUGGCAGAUGACUAACCUGAAAAAGAUACUAAGCGACGAAAAACUACGGUAUCGAAGGAUCGAUGUGAAAAAGUUCAUUCAUUAGCUUAUUAUUUAAUCGUAAUGUUUUUUUUUUUUUUUUUUUUUCAAUCUUGUACAUUCUGUUUAUUCUUGUUCAUCUUUUCUUGUUUUUGUUAAAUUUAAGAGGAAGUUUAAUGCGUUUUCUUAGUCGGAGCUUAAUCGAGCUUUCUUCGCUUGGCUGUAAUCUUAAAGGCUUGGCGCGAAAGACUCAACUUCAUUUUAGAGUCAGUAUGGAAGGUUUUAAAUUUUUGGGGGGGAAAAAACGCAGUUUAGCCAACUUCCUCUUCGUUCUUUGUUCUCUCUUCGGUUAACUUGUGAUUUUUCGCGGAAAUCUACGAUUUAUAUUGGGUAUAUAUAUUUACAUAUAUAUAUUUAUGCGUACGCGUGUAUAUAUAUUAUAAAUGUUUAGUUCAAUUGAUGGAUUUGUCGCCGGGAUUCUCACCGGAUGUGAAAAGUUCGGAGAACUCGAAAAAUGGAUGAGGCGAUUUUGAACUGUUUUGUUUUUUCUUCGGAGGAUUGACGGAUACCGGCUCUACUCUCCCAGUUGGUUCGCAUAAACUUCGUGAUAUAUAUAUUAACACGUAUAUUUAUAUAUCAACUAUUGUAAAGCCAACUGUGAGAAAUGAUGGAAACGAAAGGAGAUAAAAGGUCGAAUGUAUCUGUGCUGGUGUGAAAAUUAGCGAGAUGCGAGGUGUUUGGAGACUCGAAAAAAAUCGGCUGACUCUCAAUUCUUAUUCGUAUUUCUUAGGAGAAUUUUUUUGUGUGGUUGGUUGAAUUGAAUGAUUAUUGAAAAUGAAAAUAUCGUCGUGGAUGACAGACGCCACCUGAUUGUUCAAUCCGUUUAACGAGUUUCGUCCUUCUGUUUCUUUUGUGUUGUUUUGUUUUCUGAUGUUGAAGAAUGAAAAAUUGCGGCUCCGGUCCCGAUUCGUUUCGCAAAGAAAAAAUCACUGUGUGGAAAAACAAAAUGGACUCGGGUGUGAAAGGAACACGGCGCAGCUGGAAGCGCGCUGACAACUUUUUUCUUCGAUAAUUAUACGCUGCUUGUCGCUCGAUCGCAAAACAAAAAACAAAGAAACGAAGAAUUCUAAAGUGACCGCUUUGUACUACCUACUAGAACGAAUACCUACUACGUACGAAUAUGACUGACAAGCCGAAAUAAUAAGGUCAACAAUAACUCCACUAAUUUCGGGCUUUUUCGUUGUUUUAUUAUUAUCUCGUUCAUUCAUUUCUUUAUGACAUUCGGCUGACUUUCGAACUCGCGACCACUAACAAUGUAUUUUUAAAUGUCGAGGAUCGUUGAUACAAAUUUUUUCUCUUUAAAAUUGCGUCCGACUUGAAAAGUCCGCUAACGGACUCGAUGAAAUCCCAAUUUUUCCGCGACUCAAAUUUAAUGCCUUAAACGAAUGAAACGUAAAUUUGCGAACAUAACCUGAGCACUAUGUCUUCCGCUGACAAAGAGCUUUCGGAACUUAUUACACAUAUGUAAAUACAUCAUGCUUUCACCUAAUUCUUGCUCGUCGGUUUAAGAAUCAUUACUACUUUUUUCCACUUUCGCGGGCAGUCGAAUUAUUCGCGAGUGAAUAUGUGUAUCUCGUACUUUUAUUUUUCUGUUAUCGAUAUUAUACUUAUUAUCGUUAUUGAACGAAGGAAAUGAAAUGGAGUUUGAAAAUGCUUCACUAUCGGGCUCAAUUAGCUCGCACUUUCUCAAACGUUACUUCGACAUUGUAAAACGUGUGUGGGAUUCGCCUUGGUCGGGAGGGCGUAUCCGAACGUGCUCUUGAGCUUGCGAAUUCUAACCUUGAAACUUAUUGUUACGAAGCUUCGAAGAAAAUCUGGCGUUUCUACAGAAAAAGGCUUUCGGACAACGAAAACGUUCCACCGGAAACUACAAUUACGAGCAAUAAUUUUCAACUAGUUUAUUCGAUACGCUUUUCGAAUAUUGCCUUCACAAUUAGUUUCUUUCCGAUAUUGUUGUUUUUCUUUCGUUCCCGCGCGCGGAGCAUCCUGCUCGAAGUGAAACAAAUAGAGGACAGAGAUGCGUCGAUGAUUGAACGAAACGAUGGACACUGACGGAAAUGAAUACGCGAGUCGGAAAAUAAAGAUGCUCAUGAGAUUUAUAGAUGGAAAAAUAUUGAGAAUCGAGUAACUGAAAAAAGCGUAAUAGUGGUAGGGGGAACGCACACCAAACUAAUUUGGUAAAAUAAUAUCGACGAGAAAGGUUGCCUUCAGGCCUUCACAUCCUAUUUUAGGCAUAGAAUAUUUUUCUAACAUAUUAUCGCAAUAUCGGAGGAUUCUUGUUUAGCGAGAAAAACAAAAACCGAGGAAAGGAACGAAGGAGAGAGAGAGAGAAAGAGAAGAAAAAUCGGCGAUUGAUCGAUGGAGGGGCGCGCGAAGCGAGAGAGUGAAUGAAGGAAAGAGUGCAAAACGCGUGAAAGAAUAGCGAUUAAGGAGGAAAAAGGGGGAGAAUUAAAUACAUAUAUUACUAUAUAUAUUGAAGUGAGUGCUUGUUUUAUCGUGAGAAUGAAAAGAAAUAGCGGAUUGAAAGCGAAUUAAAAGAUGACAAAGAGAACAAAGAAGAAAGAAAGAAAAAUAAAUAAAAAGAUAUAAGAGGAAAGGAUAAAUGCACAUUUUUCGAGGCAAAUAAGAAAGAAGGAGAGAAAACUUAUUAAAUGAAUAAACUAAUUGAGAAUUUAUCAGCGGCGACGUUUGUAUACAACAACAACAAACAAUACACAUACACACUCGGCUGACUCUACGCAAGGACGUAACGAAUGCUUGUAAUUAUUAAAAUUGAUAUUAGUAAGUUUAAGCGAUUAAAAAGUAACAUCAACUUUAA